Camelus dromedarius (Arabian camel) is the source of this 3023-nucleotide messenger RNA. It is a transcript of the gene IL7, whose product is annotated as interleukin 7. Gene Ontology annotation, molecular function: growth factor activity; interleukin-7 receptor binding. NCBI's taxonomy places the organism in Eukaryota, Metazoa, Chordata, Mammalia, Artiodactyla, Camelidae. Gene Ontology annotation, biological process: immune response. The transcript has 6 exons. The record is from RefSeq and is a predicted model, not a curated record. Bases 643 to 1173 code for a protein of 176 amino acids. Gene Ontology annotation, cellular component: extracellular region.
UCCACCACAUCCGCGGCAAGAGCUGCGACGCCUCCUCCCUGGCGUCCGCCUGUGAUAGCCCAGCCUUCGUCCUACACAUUUGUAGCUUCGUGGACACAUUAACAACUGAUGCUUUUAGAUCCUAGUCGCCUGGCUUUGCCAAGGCGGUUAGAGGUCAUCUGGAAAGUCCUUUGGUUCGAAUCGCCCUGAUUUAGAAGGCCAACUCAUUCCUCCUGAGGUGCUUUGGGAAUUCGCGCCCUCCUCUGGUCCUGGUCCAGGUGCACAGGAAGAGCCAGGGGAGGACGCAGGUGACCGGGAGAGGGAAGAAGGGUGGCAAGAAAGGCGUCCCAGUGAUUAACUCAGAGAUCGAACCUGCAGACCAAGCGCAAAGUAGAAACUGAAAGUACACUGCUGGCUGAUCCUACGGAAGUUAUGGGAAAGGCGAAGCGCAGAGCCGGGCCGUGGUGUGUGCCGCCCCCCUUGGGAUGGAUGAAACAGCAGGCGCGGCGUGGGUAGGAGGAACCAGCGGCAGAGACGGCCCUACCCGGCACGGACUCCCGGCAACUCCGCGGAAGACCAGGGUCCUGGGAGUGACUAUGGGCGGUGAGAGCUUGCUCCUGCUGCAGUUGCGGUCAUCAUGACCACGCCCGCCUCCCGCAGACCAUGUUCCAUGUUUCUUUUAGGUAUAUCUUUGGAAUUCCUCCCCUGAUCCUUGUUCUGUUGCCAGUAGCAUCAUCUGAUUGUGAUAUUGGAGGUAAAGACGGCAGAGUGUAUCAGAAUGUUCUUAUGAUCAGCAUCGAUGACUUGGACAGCAUGAUAGACUUUGAUAGCAAUUGCCUGAAUAACGAAUCUAACUUUUUUAAAAAACAUUCAUGUGGUGAUAAUAAGGAAGCUUCAUUUUUAUAUCGUGCUGCUCGAAAGUUGAAGCAGUUUCCUAAAAUGAAUAACAGUGAGGAUUUCAAUUUCCACCUAUCAAGAGUUUCACAGGGCACGUUACAACUGUUGAACUGCAGCAGCAAGGUUAAAGGAAGAAAACCGCCUUCCCUGGGUGAAGCCCAACCCACUAAGAAUUUGGAAGAAAAUAAAUCUGUAAAGGAACAGAAAAAACUGAAUGACCUGUGUUUCCUAAAGAUACUACUACAAAAGAUAAAAACUUGUUGGAAUAAAAUUUUGAGGGGUGCUAAAGAACACUGAAAAAUAUGGAGUGGCAAUAUAAAAACUUAAGAGCUUAAGUUGUAUACUCCAAGGAUCUCUCUGCUCAUGCAAUUUUCCAGGGUAGAAUGCCUCGUGGAAGUUACUGAAUGCAUCCUGGUAAAAAUGGAUUACAGCAAUUGAGAAAUCCUUACUGUAGUACUAGAAGAUGGACAUAAACAAAGGAACCUGAAUGUUGCAAUCAACAAACUAUUUCACAUAUAUGCAGACAUCGGUAUUAAUCAAUCGGUAUUGAUUCUGAGCUGGCUUAGGUAAGGCAAUCCAUGUAAGAUAUUAGUUGCGUUAAUACUUUUUAAACCUGUUUAAAAUUUCCAGAAGACAUAUAAAUUCUGUGAAGUAUAUAAAGGUUACAAGAAUUAAAAAAUAACAUUGCAUUAUGACCAAAAUAAUUUUAUGGCCCACUAUGCAUCAGUAUAUUGCAACGAGAGUGGAAAUUGUUGUCUUCUGUGCUGGAAACGUUUCACUAACAGUGAGAUAUGGAUAAGCCCAUGAGAACAAGACUCAUAUACCUUAAAGAAGCAAUAAGCAUAAAGGGCCCAAGAUACUCCUUUAUCAAGAAGAUAUCAGGAGAUGUAAUUAAGUAUGAAUGUGUAACAGAGUGCCUUUAAUAAAUGAUUCAGCAAAUGUUUUUAAAUGAAAAUAAAGAAUAAUUUCACAAAAUAGUCAUCUGUUCUAAGGAUGCUAGACCAUAGUACUGAGUCACUCUUGUCAUUUAUAUGUAAUAAAAUUUGUCUAAAUGAGUUAGCAAUUUGGGAAGUAUAUUUUUAAGAGAAUAAUAUAUGUUAGCCUUUUAAUUAAUGGACUGUGUAUUUAAUUUUGACAGUAUAUCUGUAUAUAAAAUAUUUUCAUACAGUAUUACAAAUUGCUUACUUUGGAUAACAUUUCUCCUUUGAUAAUAAAUGGCCUAUGUAUUAACACUGUCAGAUUCACUUAAUGAAUCCCAACAGGAAAUUUUAAGACAAGAUUUUUAGUGCUGUACAAUUAUUAGAUUUCUCACUUUCAUUGAAAUAUGACCUUUAAUAUCUUAUUACCAAGAAUGUACGUGAGACCAGGACCUCCAAACUAUAUAAGAACAGGACGGUGCUUUACUUUCUAUGCUGAAUUUUAGUCUUUGAAAAGAAACUUUUUGUUCCUUUUAAACAGACCCAGAAAGAUUUGCCAAUAGUCUUCACUUACUUAUAAAGGGAACUGAAAACACUAUUCUAGGUAGGCCAGAGUUCUUAAACAGCCACCACAGCCUCAUAGCCACCUGGUUAAGUGCUGACUGGCUUUAUUUGAUCUACAGACAGUGCCAUCCUCAAAGUGUGGACGUAGGACCUUCCUCUCAGUUCAUGUGUCAUCCUGCAUCUCUUUCUCACUCUCCCCAACCCACGUGGAAUUUCCUCCUCACGGGUACAGACAGCUGGAUGGAGUUGUACAGACAGUUGUGUAGAAUUCACUUUGAUGAGGCAUUGAACCAAAUGUUUUCUGUUUGGUUUCCAUUAUUAACUCCAGAAAAGGGAGUUGACUGACACUUUUUUAGGAGCAAAUGACUUCACCAAGACUUUUCUUCAGGUGGACUUUUCUCAGUGGGCUAUGCUUCUUUCUACCACCAGACAUGGUCAGCUAUGUGGUACAUCCCCACCCUGAUGAACUGGUGCUGUUGGUAAGCCAUCAGCUAUAGAAAUGGGGACAUACUAAGUUUCUAAAGGGAUCUUUUAAAACUGUCCUUGAAAGUAUUUCCUUGAAGGCCAUCUAUAACAUUCUUAACAUUCUGAGAUUGUGGCAAAAGAAGGAAUAAUAUUUUAAAAUGCUUUGUUGAAAGUUAAUAAAAUUUUCUUCCUUGAUUUUUA